Messenger RNA from Aspergillus brunneoviolaceus CBS 621.78, 945 nucleotides. RefSeq names its product biotin synthase. The record is from RefSeq and is a predicted model, not a curated record. The coding region runs from base 1 to 945 and encodes 314 amino acids. The transcript has a single exon. Lineage: Eukaryota; Fungi; Ascomycota; Eurotiomycetes; Eurotiales; Aspergillaceae. Gene Ontology annotation, biological process: biotin biosynthetic process. Gene Ontology annotation, cellular component: mitochondrion. Gene Ontology annotation, molecular function: biotin synthase activity; 2 iron, 2 sulfur cluster binding.
AUGUGCACGCUCAUGAACAUCAAAACCGGCGGGUGCAGCGAAGACUGCAGCUACUGCGCGCAGUCGACGCGGCACAACACGGGGCUGAAAGCGACGAAGAUGUCGCCGGUGGACGAGGUGCUGGCGGCGGCGCGGACGGCCAAAGCCAACGGGUCGACGCGGUUCUGCAUGGGGGCGGCGUGGCGCGACAUGCGGGGCCGCAAGACCUCGCUGAAGAACAUCAAGUCGAUGGUCAGCGGCGUGCGCGAGAUGGGGAUGGAGGUGUGCGUGACGCUGGGGAUGAUCGACGAGGCGCAGGCCAAGGAGCUCAAGGACGCCGGCCUGACCGCCUACAACCACAACCUCGACACCUCGCGCGAGUUCUACCCGUCCAUCAUCACGACGCGCUCGUACGACGAGCGGCUGCGCACGCUGGCCAACGUGCGCGACGCCGGCAUCAACGUCUGCAGCGGCGGCAUCCUGGGGCUGGGCGAGAAGGACGAGGACCGCGUCGGCCUGAUCUUCACCGUGGCCAAUCUGCCCAAGCACCCCGAGAGCUUCCCGGUCAAUGCCCUCGUGCCCAUCCCGGGGACCCCCCUGGGCGAUCGCAAGAUGAUCCCCUUCGAUCGCCUGCUGCGCACGGUCGCGACCGCCAGAGUCGUGCUGCCCGCCACCAUUGUGCGGCUGGCCGCCGGCCGCAUCUCGUUGUCGGAGGAGCAGCAGGUCGCCUGUUUCCAGGCCGGCGCCAAUGCCGUGUUUACGGGCGAGAAGAUGUUGACUACCGAUUGCAAUGGGUGGGAUGAGGAUCGCGAGAUGAUGGAUCGCUGGGGGUAUUAUCCUAUGAAGAGCUUUGAGAGGGAGGGGUUGGAGGCUGAGGUGGCCGGCAAGAAGGAGGAGGCCCAGCAGGCGGCUGUCUUGGAGGAGAAGGUGAGGGAGGUGUCUGCGCAGGUCGCGACCAGUUUGUGA